AUGAGUUUUCACAAGAUAGAUACCCUAAUGAAUAUCGACUCUGCACCGAUGUGCCGACUGUGUCUCAGCUGUGAACCAUCUCAGUACGUAUCGCUACACGUUCUGCAUCAGGGUGUACCACUCGCUAACAUCAUCAGCCUUUGCUUUGGUAUUAAGAUCCCCCGAAAUGAGGAACUGGUACAAACCGUGUGCAAUAUUUGCUGGAACGAGGUGAUAAAAUACAAUGAACUACGGGAAAAAUAUCUAGCUUCGGAUAAAAUUCUUCGUGAGGCACAAAGGAUUAAAUGCGUAUUACAAAAUGAACCUGCCGAUCAACGAUUAGUUCUUUCUUUUAACCCUAUGAAGGAAACCUCAGGAUCAAUUCUGUCUAGUCAUCAGCAUGGAAUGUUCAAACCAUCAGACGAGCAGUUUAGUAUGAACCAUGAAGACUGCGAAACUCCUCAUUUUGUACUAUCGCAGUUUGUUAGGGUCGAUCAUAAUGGCACUGAACAACCCGGCACAGAUACACUCGUCCACACAGAUAAGCUAGAGCAAACUGAUUCGUCUAAAAUCGAACGAGCAAUUCAUAACACUACACUUUUUUGCUGUGGCUGCAAUCCCUCGCCAGAGUUUACGAGUGCACAAGAACUAAAUACACACUGCAAUUUAGAACACACAAAAUACCGUAUCUCGGACAAUUCAAUCCGUCCCUUCGAAUGCAACACGUGCUUUCAACGCUUCUUAACCGAGACACUUCUUAGGCACCAUAAAAAUCGGCCAUACCGGAAAAGAUCGUAUGUUUGCACAUCGUGUUCAUCGGCUUACUUCACAAAUUCAGCCUUAAAGCGGCAUGAAAAUGUGUGCAAGGUCAUGGAAAAGAACUAUACCUGCGAAGACUGCGGCAAACGAUUCCGACAAAUCGUUACACUAAAAAACCACCGCAAACUGCACAAAACUGAGAAAACCUUUUCGUGUUCCGUGUGUUUGAAGGCUUUCAAACAAAAGUUUGAGCUUCCCAUCCACAUGGUAACGCACACUGGUGAGCAACCAUUUCCGUGUGAUCAGUGUCCGGCAAGGUUCAAGCGAAAGCAAGCGCUUAAAAACCACCAACAUCGCCAUGUGAAUCCGCGGCCGUUUAAAUGUGAUGCAUGUGAUGAAUGGUUUGGCAAUCCUACAGCUCGAAAAUUUCAUCGCCAAACGGUACACGAAGGCCUUGAUCCGUUCCGCUGUGAACAGUGCGGGUUAAGCUAUGGGCGAAGGGUGCGACUUAAGCAGCACAUGAAGAAAGUACACGGAGAAGCUGUAGACGGAGAAUAA
Messenger RNA from Anopheles marshallii, 1296 nucleotides. RefSeq names its product zinc finger protein 510-like. The transcript is spliced from 2 exons. The coding region runs from base 1 to 1296 and encodes 431 amino acids. Lineage: Eukaryota; Metazoa; Arthropoda; Insecta; Diptera; Culicidae. Gene Ontology annotation, molecular function: DNA-binding transcription factor activity, RNA polymerase II-specific; zinc ion binding; RNA polymerase II transcription regulatory region sequence-specific DNA binding. Gene Ontology annotation, cellular component: nucleus. Gene Ontology annotation, biological process: regulation of transcription by RNA polymerase II. The record is from RefSeq and is a predicted model, not a curated record.